CCCAAACAAUUUUUUUCCAUAAUGUGCUCCUGCCCGUCGUCUUGUUGCUUGCCUAACUAACAUUUUCCCAUCGUUAUUUCUCUCCCGAACGGAAUACAUAGAAUCUCAGACGAGCUUGACGCUCACUAAAAUAGAAAUAUUUGCUCAAAACAGAUGAUAGAAUAGCUGCUAUGUUGAUGACGGGCGGGGAAUGGCAAAACAACGACGACACGUACGUAGUACCACGGUGCGGGGAAUGCAUGAAAGUGUAUAUAUCAUACCUCGUUCGUUCUUUUGGGGCUCUGUGUGUGAAAGAAUAGUCAUGGAGAUCAGGCCAUCAUUGGUGGUACAAGAAAAAACUCACCCCGCACUACAUUGCGAGACGCUUUAGCAGAUGGAGUAAAGAUACGCGCACUAUUUCUAUUCACCUCCCCAAAACCCCCCUGUUGCGUAAUCAGUCAUGUCAGUUGCUACUCGAUCGAUUCCAAACCGUAUUGCACGCUUUGCUGCAUAUGAAUGCACUGCCGAUUUAUCUCACCUGAGCACCCAUGAGCGUGCCGCUAUCCCUAAACUUGUCAAGGCCGCCAAGCUGUUUGAUCAGAUCUACUUGCGUCAGGCUUGGUCUGGUAACGAAGCACUUCAGGAAAAGCUCAAGGAGAAAGGCGAUCGCGACUUGUGUCUGUUAUUCGAUAUGUACAAAGGACCUUGGGCGAGCGAGGAUGAAAAUGUACCGUUUAUUGAAGGCGUACCCAAGCGUCCGGAGGGAGGAAACUUCUACCCUGAAGAUAUGAAGAAGGAGGAAUUUGAGGAGUGGGUUAAAACGUUGUCGUCUCCCGAAGAACAACGACACGCCAAAGGCUUAUACACCACUAUACGGCGCAACAACGAUGGUAUUUUAGGAUACGUUCCUUACAACCAGGAGUACAAGGAUUUGCUUGAGCCAGCAGCAAAGCUGAUGCAUGAAGCAGCGGACGACUUGGCUCAAUUGGCUCCCUUGGAGGAAAAGGGCACCAACAUUCAAACGUUCCUUCGUUCGCGUGCUGAUGCCCUGUCAUCCAAUGAUUAUCUGCCUUCUGAGUUGGACUGGCUUUCGUUGAGUAAGAGCAACAAACUGGAGAUCACUGCUGGUCCUUAUGAGGUCUACACCGAUGCCAUUUUUGGUUACAAGAGUGCUUAUGAGUUUUAUGUGCAUGUGCGCGACGAGGCCUCGUCGCGUCUUUUGGAGGCGUUCAGUGAUCUUCAGUUUGUGGAGGAUCAUUUGCCUAUUCCCGACAAGUACAAGAACGACAAGCUGAUCCCAGCACCUAUUGUUGUGGUCAACCAGCUCUUCUCUGGCGGUGAUGUAGCAGUCCCCAUGACAGCAGCAUACAAUCUUCCCAAUGAUGAAGAGGCAGUAAAGAAAGGUGGCAGCAAGCUUGUGCUUAUAAAAAACGUGCAAGAAGGCAAAUUCAAGCAUGUCAUGGCACCUAUUGCCGAGCAAGUGCUUGCAAAGGAUCAGCUCCAGUACCUCUCUGCUGACGCUUUCACCACUCAUAUCCUGCUCCAUGAAGUGUGCCAUUCAAACGGUCCACACCACACUUUGGGAGGCGACACUGUCCGAUCCAAACUUCAAGAACAUCACUCUGCUUUGGAAGAGGCCAAAGCUGAUAUCGCUGCCUUGUUCGCUGCACAUUUGAUGGUCGAAAAGGGUAAAAUUGAAAAUGUAACAAGCCGACAGUUCUGGGCGACGUUUUUGGCUGCAGCCUUCCGAAGCAUUCGAUUCGGUAUCCAAGAAGCACACGGCCUUGGACAGGCGUGCCAAUUGAACUACUUGUUGGAGAAGGGUGGCGCUACUUGCGAUCCUGCAACCAACCUUUUCAGUGUCGACUUUGACAAGAUCGAGCAAGCUGUUGCUGACUUGACCCAUGACAUCAUGGUCCUGCAAGGUGAUGGUGAUAAGAAGGCUGUGGAUGACUUUGUCGAGAAGUACAGCAAGCUUGGUCACGAGACCAAGAAAGCGCUGGAUCGCAUUGAAGAAGCUGGCAUUCCCGUGGAUAUCAGACCCAUCUAUCCCAUUGCUGAGGAACAAUAAAGUCAAACCGAAAAUUUGAUU
Zychaea mexicana is the source of this 2071-nucleotide messenger RNA. RefSeq lists its product as uncharacterized. NCBI's taxonomy places the organism in Eukaryota, Fungi, Mucoromycota, Mucoromycetes, Mucorales, Lichtheimiaceae. The transcript has 7 exons. Gene Ontology annotation, cellular component: cytoplasm. The coding region runs from base 440 to 2050 and encodes 536 amino acids. The record is from RefSeq and is a predicted model, not a curated record. Gene Ontology annotation, molecular function: dipeptidyl-peptidase activity.